Molecule: messenger RNA, 4683 nt
Organism: Trichomycterus rosablanca
Lineage: Eukaryota; Metazoa; Chordata; Actinopteri; Siluriformes; Trichomycteridae
Exons: 15
Coding region: 1-4251 (1416 amino acids)
Molecular function (GO): protein binding; zinc ion binding
Source: RefSeq, a predicted model, not a curated record
AUGGCAUCAACAUUUUCAGUAGCCCAGAAUGAGUUCAGCUGUUCAGUCUGUCUGGACACACUGAAUGAUCCAGUAACCCUUCUUUGUGGACACAGUUUCUGUAUGGUGUGUAUCAACAACUGCUGGGAUCGGGAGGAUGAUAAAGGAACAUACAGCUGUCCACAGUGUAGACAAACCUUCACUCCAAGACCUGCUGUGAGAAAAAACAUUAUUCUGGCUGAAGUUCUGGAGAACCUGAAGAAAACAGAACUUCAAGCUCCACAACCUGUUCACUCUUCUGCUGAACCUGAAGAUGUGGAGUGUGAUUCCUGCACUGGGACAAAAUACAAAGCUGUUAAAUCCUGUCUGGUGUGUUUGACCUCUUACUGUGAAACUCACCUCCAGCCUCACUAUGAAUCUCCUGCUUUUAAGACUCACACACUGGUUAAAGCUACCAGACGACUGCAGGAGCAGAUCUGCUUUCGGCAUAAUAAAUCGCUGGAGGUUUACUGUUGUACUGAUCAGCAGUGUAUCUGCAUGUUGUGUACCAUGGAUGAUCAUAAAGGACAUGAUACAAUAUCAGCUGCAGCAGAAAGAACUGAGAAACAGAAGCAGCUGCUGGAGGUACAGAGAAAAUUCCAAGAGAAAAUUCAGAACAGAGAGAAAGAACUUAAUGAGCUGAUAAACGCUGUGGAGUCUCACAAGUUUUCUGCACAGACAGCAGUAGAGAACAUUCAGAGGAUCUGUACUGAACUGAUCGACUCAAUUAUGAGAAGAUUCUCUGAGAUGAAGGAACUGAUCAGAGAUCGAGAGAAAACUGAAGUCAGUCAAGCUGAAAAUGUCAUAAAGCAGCUGAAGCAGGAGAUUGUGGAGCUAGAGAGGAAAAAUGAUGGACUGGCGAAGCUUUCACAGACAGUGGAUCCCAUCCAUUUUCUCCAGAGUUUCCGGUCUCUCUCGACUCCUGCUGGAUCUGCAGAAUCACCCACCAUCACAAUCAGUCCUUUCCUCUCAUUUGAUGAUGUUACAGAGUCUGUAUCUCAGCUGAGAGAGAAAGUAGAAGAAUUCUGGGAAGAGCAGUUUAAGAAGAUACCAGAUGAAGUGAAGGUGGUUCAGAUCCUUCCACCAGAAAUCAGAGAAGAUUUUCUUCAAUAUUUCUGUCAGUUCACAUUGGACCCAAACACAGUACAUAACUACCUCGAUCUGUCUGAGGAGAACAAAGUGGUGACCAACAGUGGAACAAAAAAGUCGUAUUCUAAUCAUCCAGAUAGAUUUGACUGGUUCUUCCAGUUUCUGUGUAGAGAGAGUGUGAGUAGAUGCUGUUACUGGGAGGUUGAGUGGAAUGGAAAUAAUGGGGUUGAUAUAUCAGUGUCAUAUAAAAGCAUCAGAAGAAAGGGGAGUGGUACUGAGUGUGUGUUUGGAGGUAAUGAUCAGUCUUGGAAGUUGUUCUGUUCUCCAUCCAGCUUUUCAUUCUGGCACAAUAACAAAGAGCGUAAAAUCCCCAUAAUGCCGAGUUCCUCUAGAAUAGGAGUGUAUGUGGAUUACAGAGCAGGAACUCUGUCCUUCUACAGCGUCUCUGACACAAUGAAGCUUCUCCACAGAGUUCAGACCAAGUUCACUCAGCCCCUCUACCCGGGGAUUUUGGUUUAUUCAGGAACAAAAGUAAAACUGUCAGAUUUGGAUGUGAUUCUGGAUCCUGAUACAGCAAAUUGUAAUCUCAUCCUGUCUAAUGAUGGAAAACAAGUGAAGCAUGGAGACAAACGACAGAAUCUCCCUGAUAAUCCAAAGAGGUUUAAUAGCUGCCCCUGUGUACUGGGAAAGCAGGGAUUCUCUACAGGAAGAUUUUACUAUGUGGUGCAGCGGAUCCGCUAUGUCAGCCUGGCUGAGUGGGUAAAAGUUACGGCUUGUUUCUCCUACUCACCCCGGGUUCGAAUCCGCGCUUUCGCCGUCACUCCCGUAAUCCUUUCUCAUUAUACCGGUUACUUCCCAGCGGCUCAGUACGUUCCGCUGGUGACCGUACCGAAGAUAUUCCUCAUAAAGGUGAUGGCAUUUCAGAUCCUUCGACGUUCUGAACCUCAAACCAGAGAAGAUUUUCUACAAUAUUUCUGUCGGUUCACACUGGAUCCAAACACAGCACAUCAAAGCCUCCGUCUGUCUGAGGAGAACAAAGUGGUGACCUGGAGUGAAACAGAACAGCCGUAUCCUGAUCAUCCAGAUAGAUUUGAUUGUUACUCUCAGGUUCUGUGUAGAGAGAGUGUGACUGGACGCUGUUACUGGGAGGUUGAGUGUAGUGGGUGUAAUGGGGUUGAUGUAGCAGUGUCAUAUAAAAGCAUCAGCAGGAAGGGAGAGGGUUGUGAGUGUGUGUUGGGAUAUAAUAAUCAGUCCUGGUACAUGUACUGUUCUCCAACCAGAUUUGUAUUCCGGCACAAUACCAAAGAGACUAAAAUUCCCAUAAUGCCGAGUUCCUCUAGAAUAGGAGUGUAUGUGGAUUACAGAGCAGGAACUCUGUCCUUCUACAGCAUCUCUGAUACAAUGAAGCUCCUCCACAGAGUUCAGACCACAUUCACUCAGCCCCUCUACCCGGGGUUUUCGGUUAAUCCAGGAUCAACAGUUCAGAUCCUUCCACCUCCAACCAGAGAAGAUUUUCUACAAUAUUUCUGUGUGUUCACACUGGAUCCAAACACAGUAAAUAAAAACCUCCUUCUGUCUGCGGGGAACAAAGUGGCGACCCGGAGUGGAACAGAACAGUUGUAUCCUGAUCAUCCAGAUAGAUUUGAUUGGUACCCCCAGGUUCUGUGUAGAGAGAGUGUGACUGGACGCUGUUACUGGGAGGUUGAGUGUAGUGGUAGUAAUGGGGUUGAUAUAGCAGUGUCAUAUAAAAGCAUCAGCAGGAAGGGAGAGGGUUGUGAGUGUGUGUUGGGAUAUAAUAAUCAGUCCUGGUACAUGUACUGUUCUCCAACCAGAUUUGUAUUCCGGCACAAUACCAAAGAGACUCAUAUGCCGAGUUCCUCUAGAAUAGGAGUGUAUGUGGAUUACAGAGCAGGAACUCUGUCCUUCUACAGCGUCUCUGAUACAAUGAAGCUCCUCCACAGAGUUCAGACCACGUUCACUCAGCCCCUCUACCCGGGGUUUUCGGUUAAUCCAGGAUCAACAGUUCAGAUCCUUCCACCUGAAACCAGAGGAGAUUUUCUACAAUAUUUCUGUGUGUUCACACUGGAUCCAAACACAGUAAAUAAAAACCUCCUUCUGUCUGGGGGGAACAAAGUGGCGACCUGGAGUGGAACAGAACAGUGGUAUCCUGAUCAUCCAGAUAGAUUUGAUUGUUACCCCCAGGUUAUGUGUAGAGAGAGUGUGAGUGGACGCUGUUACUGGGAGGUUGAGUAUAGUGGGAGUAAUGGGGUUGAUAUAGCAGUGUCAUAUAAAAGCAUCAGCAGGAAGGGAGAGGGUUAUGAGCGUAUGUUUGCGUUUAAUAAUCAGUCCUGGUACAUUUACUGUACUCCAACCAGAUUUGUAUUCCGGCACAAUACCAAAGAGACUAAAAUUCCCAUAAUGCAGAGUUCCUCUAGAAUAGGAGUGUAUGUGGAUUACAGAGCAGGAACUCUGUCCUUCUACAGCAUCUCUGAUACAAUGAAGCUCCUCCACAGAGUUCAGACCACGUUCACUCAGCUCCUCUACCCGGGGUUUAGGGUUAAUCCAGGAUCAACAGUUCAGAUCGUUCCACCUCCAACCAGAGAAGAUUUUCUACAAUAUUUCUGUCGGUUCACUCUGGAUCCAAACACAGUAAAUAAAUACCUCAGUCUGUCUGAGGAGAACAAAGUGGUGACCUGUAGUGGAACAGACCAGUCGUAUCCUGAUCAUCCAGAUAGAUUUGAUCAUCUCCCCCAGGUUCUGUGUAGAGAGAGUGUGUGUGGACGCUCUUACUGGGAGGUUGAGCUGACUGAGGAUUGUAGUGUUGAUGUAGCAGUGUCAUAUAAAAGCAUCAGCAGGAAGGGAGAUCUUCAGUCUCAUUUUGGAUAUAAUAAUCUGUCCUGGUAUUUGUACUGUUCUCCAGGCUUAUUUGUUUUCCGGCACAAUCACAAUGAGACUGAAAUCCGCCCAGUGCCGACUCCCUGUAGAAUAGGGGUGUAUGUGGAUUACAGAGCAGGAACUCUGUCCUACUACUGCGUCUCUGAUACAAUGAAGCUCCUCCACAGAGUUCAGACCAAGUUCACUCAGCCCCUCUACCCGGGGUUUAAGGUUAAUGGAUCAAAAGUGAAACUGUCAGAUCACAUUUAAUGUUGACAUUUAUUAAACUAUGUGGAUGCUGUUAGAAUCUCAUGUGAGGCAGUGAUACAUCUGUGAAGACUUUCUUUUUAAAACAAGUAGUUGAGUAGGGGGAGUGUCUAAGUAUUUCUAACAGUUUUUCAGUAUUGAUUACAGAGAUGGUGGCCCAUUUUUACUUUUGUGCUGCUUCCUUUAACUACUUACUAGGAAUUACCUGUAUUUAAUGAGCUCUUCAGCCAUUUUAAAGGGUCUGUUCAUGGAUACAGACUGAAUUUGUGUGUACUAUAAUUAAAAGAUAGAUAGAUAGUAUAAAUUUGCUUAAGUGAUUAUGAAGUGAUUAUUUUUUUUCCCAUUUCAUGUAUUUAUUUUGCUUAAUUUUGGUUAUUUGGGCUGGGACAUUGUGCACCAAUCACUGGACUAAUAAAACACAAUUUUAGCAGACAA